UUUUUGCACAGGGAAGUUAGCUACAGACAUCGUCCAUGUUCCAUUGUACCUUUCACAACUGAGGCUAUGUCGAGUUACUGGAAUUAAGUUCCUGUCUAAACUGGGAUGGAAAAAACAUUGUGAUACGUUAGAGGAGGAAAGUCGACGUAUGCAAUAUGAUCUUCGUUUUGGAAAUCAGUAUGUUGCAGAAUAUGAUCAUGCUGAAAUCAAACGGGAUAUGAAUUACACAUAUGCCGAACCCUUAGUUUACGACGACCUUAUCAACUUGAUGGUAAAUUGGCCGGAAUGUCAUUUCGGAAGUGCCUGCAGCGAUUCAUCUGCGCAUAAAAAUAAUGACAAAUCACACGUGGAGAACCUGACAGAACAGAUUCCUAAUUCGGAAAUAGAACAAACGACAAAUGCUAACAGUGAAAAGAGAUAUGAGUCUUUGUAUUUCGAUUCAUUAGGAAAAGGACCAAAUGUAUAUGACGAAAGUGUUCUACAAUCCGGUAUAAAGUACUCAUACGCUGAGCCUGUAGCCUAUGAAAGCUUAAUAAACAUAGGGAAGAGACAAUUCAACAUUUACGACACACUGUCGGAAAAUAAGCCUACAGGGACACGUGCAAAGAAUAUUGAGGAAUUUUCUAGCAAAGAUGUUUUAGAACUAUUGCAGAAUAAAGGAAUGGAAAAGUAUUCUGAGUCAUUUGCUACGCAUCAGAUAGAUGGAAAACUGCUCGUCGGACUGAAUGAAGGUAUCCUGGCUGAAGAAUUUGGUAUGACAAGAACAGAAAUAUACAGACUGAAAGACAUUUCAUUGGAAGAAGGUAAUACUCAAAGACACAAAAGUGAUCAUUCUGAAACGACAUGUGAUUAUGAUUGUGCAAACGUGUUUAAUACAGUUACCCCUGACAGGCUAGAGGGCACGAAACAGAAACAAAAGACAGAAUGUGUUUCAAGUAGUAGUAUCAACGCUUCGAAGCAUGUUCAAAUAAUGUCAGCAUUGGAAUCUAGGUCAUAUAUGCAGCAAAAAGCUCCUAAACUGCCACCCAAACCUUUUUUGUCAAAAUCAAGGCUCCAAGUUUCAAAUCAACAAAGGAUAAAAAUGUCAAAACCUUCAUCUGCAACUUCCUAGAUAAUAGAGUUAGUUUGUCUCAACUAAAUAUUUUGCAAAAAGAAUUAAGUUGUCAGUUUUCACUAAAUAGUGAAUAAGACGAAUCUAAAAUGCAAUGUAAGAUGACAAGGCAGGAAGAACAGAACGAAAGCACUGCAAAUAUUCGAACGUCAAAUAACAUAUCAACAAGUACAUCACUAAGGUAUCCGGUCCAGAAAGUCUAUAAAACAGUUUGAUUACGAUAUAUCAAAUACUUAUGUGUGGUAAGCUCAUAUACUUUUUUUUAUCAUCUGAAAGUGUAUUGUCUACUGAAAAAAUAUAUAUAUGUCACUUGACAACAUAUGUUAAAGAUUAUUUUUACACUUUAUAGUUUUCAGUGUUAUGUCAACAGAAAUCCAGUCAUUUUAGUGUAAGCUUUAUCACUUUACAGUCAAAAACAUGACUAUAGUGAAACGUGUAUGUUAUUAUGGUCAUCUUAUUUUCUAUGUCUUGUUCAGCAAACACAACUCAUAUGAUACCAAGAAAGCAUGGGGUCACCAGGCCUCGAAAUGUUACCUAUUUGUGGAUCAGGUACCUUGAUAGAAUAGUGUCGUUCUUGUGGCACUUACAUUCCCCAACGUGAUAGCUAUACUUCCCUACGUGACACUUGUUCUACUUAAUCCAAUGAAAACUCAACUAGGCAUUGUUGUAAAUUUUAUACAGAUAUCAUAACUUUGGUAAUACAUCUCUAAAUUUAAAAGCGAGAAAAUAGACGGCUCCAUCCUCUCACACUUUGAUGAAGACACUUAACGAAGAAUUUAAAUAUUAAUAGACUUGGGGCACUGUGAUUGCUGAAUUUUAUUAAAGAAGGAUAUUCAUCACAAGUUCGAAGCGAAAUUGACAAGUUAUAUGUGUACGCCAGGAAGACAGAAUGGUGUACAAAUUUACAGUAUAUGCAAAAGUAUUUUAAUCCGCAAUGAUCUGCUAUGAAUAUUUAAAAAGAAUCGAGACAAUUGUAAAUAAAAGUGAUGCAAAAUAGAUGAUUAUCUGUAAAUAUCCAUGCUCUUUCGAAUUGCAAAUUCAUUACGGUAAAUGUAAGGAUAUUUAUUUUCAUUUUUGUGUAAUUUUACGUUAUAUAUUGUCAGUGUAUAUAAUUCCUAUACCAUUUUCACUGUG
Messenger RNA from Mercenaria mercenaria, 2245 nucleotides. RefSeq lists its product as uncharacterized. The transcript is spliced from 3 exons. Gene Ontology annotation, molecular function: protein binding. Bases 149 to 1111 code for a protein of 320 amino acids. NCBI's taxonomy places the organism in Eukaryota, Metazoa, Mollusca, Bivalvia, Venerida, Veneridae. The record is from RefSeq and is a predicted model, not a curated record.